AUGAGUAAAAUGCAGAGUGGAAAAAAUGGAUUAAAUUCUAGAAAACUAGAUAAAUCAGAAUUUUAAGAAAAGAAAACUUAAGAACAGCUAUUGAAAUAAUAGUAAAAAGCCUCGAAAGUUAUUCAGGAAGCCAUAUAAAAUGAAUAAUAAGAGAAAUGA
Messenger RNA from Paramecium octaurelia, 159 nucleotides. The record is from the annotation of a GenBank genome assembly. NCBI's taxonomy places the organism in Eukaryota, Ciliophora, Oligohymenophorea, Peniculida, Parameciidae.